Pochonia chlamydosporia 170 is the source of this 3843-nucleotide messenger RNA. RefSeq names its product hybrid NRPS/PKS enzyme. The transcript has a single exon. NCBI's taxonomy places the organism in Eukaryota, Fungi, Ascomycota, Sordariomycetes, Hypocreales, Clavicipitaceae. Bases 1 to 3843 code for a protein of 1280 amino acids. The record is from RefSeq and is a predicted model, not a curated record.
AUGACAAUCAACACUUCGAUAGACCUGGCAGCGCUCUUUGAGCGACAGGCACAGGCUACCCCUCAAGCGGUCGCCCUCGAAGAUGAAAAACGAACCCUCACAUACGCCGAACUCGACAGCGAGACCUGGGCCCUGGCGGAUCGCCUUCGUCAGUAUGGCGUCGGUAGAGAUUGCCUUGUCGGCGUACUCAUGAAUCGCAGCGCCGAUAACGUUGUCGCGUCCCUGGCAGCUCUCAGAGCCGGCGGUGCCUAUUUGGUGCUUGAAUUGGCUUAUCCCGCAGCUUUAUUACGCGACGUCAUUGAUGAUGCUAGACCGACCGUCAUUGUGACGCAAAAGGCCCAUGCUAGCAACCUCAAAGUCGAUAUCCCGGUUAUUGUCAUUGAUCAACCAGACAUGACUGUUGGCGCGAAUGAGCCAAUUCUAGUGGAACCGAAACCCCCACUGCCGGCAGAAGAUGAUCUUGACAGACUUGCCUUUGUUUCGUACUCUUCUGGCACGACCGGUAAACCCAAGGGUAUAGCGAAUCCACACCGGGCCUCAGUCUGCUCAUACGAUUUGAGAUUUGGUCUUAGCGAUCUAGGACCCGGCGACCGAGUGGCUUGCAAUGUAUUCUUCACUUGGGAAAUGCUCCGGCCGCUCCUCCGUGGAGCGACCACCGUAGCGGUCCCGGACUGCGCAAGCUAUGAUCCCGAGGGAUUGGUCGAGUUCCUUGCUGCUCGAAAAAUCACUGACACAUUGAUGACCCCAACACUCCUCGCUACCGUUCUCACUCGUCACCCAUCUCUCGCCGAUACCCUCCCGGACCUGAAGUCCCUGUGGCUCAAUGGCGAGGUUGUCACAACUGAUCUGUGCCGUCGUGCUUUCGCGGCACUGCCCAAUGUUCGACUUCUCAACGUAUACAGCGCUAGCGAGACGCACGAAGUUGCAGCAGGCGAUAUCAAGAGCUUUAUAGACUACGAGGCUAGGGUUUGCCCUGUUGGUCCGCCAAUGGACCCGUCGACUAUCUACAUCCUUGACGAGGCUGGCAACAGAGUAGACGUUGGCACCAGUGGUGAGCUAUACGUUGGUGGUGAUAUGCUGGCUAGGGGAUAUCUCAAUCUCCCAGAAACCACAGCAAAGGCUUUCCAAAUAGACCCAUUUUCGACUGGUUUGGACGCGAGAAUGUACCGAACGGGAGACAUGGCCAGAAUUCUUCCCUCUGGCCUCCUCGAAAUCACAGGCAGAGUCGGUGGAAUGAUCAAGACCAGAGGAUACACCGUCCAGCCUGGCGCUGUCGAGGCGACAAUUGUCAAGCACCUCGCAGUUCGAGCUUGCGCUGUCGUUGCCCGCGGUGACGGUUUAGAGAAGCAAUUGGUGGCCUAUGUCGUCCCUGAUAAGGGCGAGCAUCGGAAUCGAACAGUUUUGGUCGUUGAUGAGUCGGGAUACAGUCCCGUGGCCAGACGAGCACUAUCCGAUCAUCUUGCCCAUUAUAUGAUUCCCACCAUCUGGGUUGAACUUGAGUCGCUACCCACCCAUGGCGUCUCGGGCAAGACCGACCUCAAUGCUUUGCCUCCUCCGCCUUCCCCAAAGACCCCCAACAUCAAUGCCAAGAAGGAGCAUGACACACGAAUUAAGAUGGACACUAUUAUCAAGAUGUGGGCUUUGUCUCUCAACAUCCCAGCCAGUGCCAUCUCGCAAAGCCACAGCUUCUUCGAUCUCGGUGGUCACUCAUUGACCUUGGCUGAUUUGGCCGGUCGCCUAACAAGAACUUUCGGUUUUCCGGUUCCUCUUGCACCCCUCGCCGGUACUCCAACCUUGGAGGGCCAUUUGGAUGCGGUGAGAGCGGCCCGAGAUGGUCAUACAGCAGCCGUACAAGCAGACCUUCCUGCCGUAUUGCUUGCCGACUCUGCACUGCCGGAUGACAUCAAAUCCAACGGGAAGCCCAUGUGCCGCCUCAACGAUGCCGAGACUAUUCUUCUCACCGGUGCGACGGGUUAUUUGGGCGCCUUCCUUCUGAAGUCUCUUUUGGAGAACACUUCAGCUCAAAUUCUCUGCCUUAUUCGUUUCACGGACCCCAACAUUGACUGCCGCCCAGCCGGUAUUGCUCGUAUUCGAAAGAAUUUGAUUGACCAGGGAAUUUGGAAUGACGCCAUGCUGGAAAGGAUGGAGGUUGUGCCCGGUAACUUGGCCCGUAACCGUCUCGGUCUCUCCCCCGAGGCUUUCCAGGACCUUGCCUCACGCGUUGAUGUAAUUGUUCACGCUGCCGCCACUGUCAACUUGGUAUACCCCUAUGCUGCAUUGCGAAAUGCUAACGUAGGAGGUACCCGUGAGAUUUUGAGGCUUGCCUCUCGAGGAGGAGCCACUAUGCACCACGUAUCGACCAACGGCGUCUUACCCCCAUCCAAGACCCCGUGGACGGAGGAAGCAAUGCUGGAUAUCAGUGAUGUACCGACAAAGCUGCCCGACGGCUAUGGCCAAACGAAGUGGGUUGCCGAGACGCUGGUUUAUGAAGCUGGUCGCCGAGGCAUGCACGUCAAGGUAUAUCGACCUGGUACUAUUAGUGGUCACAGUGUGACUGGUGCCACUAACACUUACGAUCUUUUGAACGCGCUGAUUGUCGAAUCUUUGCACCUCGGCUUUGCUCCCAAGGUUGACGGCUGGCUGGCAGAAAUGACACCAGUCGACUUUGUGAGCCAAGCUAUUGUCACCUUAGCCAACCACCCUUGCACAAAACAGAAGCUGUAUCACUUGGGUGACCCUGCGCCAGUGACUGCUGAACAGGUGUUCCAAGAUCUUGAAGCCCUUGGAUAUCCGACUAAACGACUUCCCUGGGACGAUUGGGUGUCUCUGUGGAAGGAGAAGCGCGGGUCAGGACGAGGUGGUGACGAUCCUUUUACAGUCGACAUUCUCCGUGGUGGUAUGCCCACAGUUGAUACCUUGGAGCUGGUUACUAUCCUCAAAGAUGGCGCCACUCAACCUGCCCUGGAUCUGUAUGGCGUUUCCCGACCCAAGAUCGAUAGGAACUUGUGGGAAACAUACGCAAGACACUUCUUCGCACGUGGUUGGCUUCCACGGCCCCCUCUGCGCCUCAAGGUAAACGGCGUGCACUCUCCCGCCAAGAAGGGACGCCUGUCCGGUCGCGUAGCCGUCAUCACCGGGGCCUCCUCUGGCAUCGGUGCCGCCGUCGCCGCCAAACUCGCAGGUGAAGGCGCCCACAUUGCCCUCGCCGCUCGUCGAACCGAUGAACUUGAGAAGGUCAAGGCCAAGCUAUCCACUUGCAGCGGCAAAAUCCUAGUACACAAGACCGACGUCACCAGCAAGGCCCAAGUAGAGUCCCUCAUGAAGACUACCACCGAGAAGCUCGGACCCAUCGACAUCCUCGUCAGCUGUGCUGGCGUCAUGUACUUCACCAUGAUGGCCAACUGCCAAACCGAAGAGUGGGAGCGCACCGUCGACAUCAACUGCAAGGGCCUGCUGCACUGCCUCUCCUCCACAGUCCCCGGCUUCCUCGAGCGAAAGCGCGGCCACAUCGUCGCCAUCUCCUCCGACGCAGGGCGCAAAGUGUUCCCCGGCCUGGGCGUGUACUCCGCCAGCAAGUUCUUCGUGGAAGCCACCCUCCAGAGCUUGCGUUUGGAGACCGUCGGCUCGGGUCUUCGCGUCACUGGCAUUCAGCCCGGUAAUGUGGACACGGGGCUGUUGAAUAUCUCUACGGAUGCGGAGGCGUUGAAGAAGUAUGGUGAACCUACGGGUGCGAAGGUCCUAGAUGCGGAGGACGUUGCGGGAGCGAUUUUGUAUGCAGUGACGCAGCCGGAGCAUGUGGCUGUUAAUGAGGUUCUUAUUGAGCCGAGGGAUGAGCCGAUUUAA